This is a messenger RNA of Coccinella septempunctata (seven-spotted ladybird), 1109 nucleotides long. Its product is annotated as germinal-center associated nuclear protein. The record is from RefSeq and is a predicted model, not a curated record. The transcript has 6 exons. Lineage: Eukaryota; Metazoa; Arthropoda; Insecta; Coleoptera; Coccinellidae. Bases 99 to 1094 code for a protein of 331 amino acids. Gene Ontology annotation, cellular component: nucleus; centrosome; spindle. Gene Ontology annotation, biological process: centrosome duplication; spindle assembly.
UUAGGAACUUUUGAUAGUUGUCAAACAAAUUUUGAAAAUUAUUUUAAUCAAAUAAUAUUUAUUUCGUAUUGCUUUCAUUUUCCAAUUAUUAUAUUCUAAUGAUGAAUACAAAAUAUGCGACUGGAAAAUGUGAAACGAUGUGCCCUAUCGAAGAAAUGAAAAUGAGGCAAAGAGAAAAAUUGCUACACGUAUUCGAAAUGGUGCCAGGCACCGAAAAAAGGAAUCCCUUAGUUGACCCAAAUAGGGCUGUUAAAAUGUAUAAUAGAUCCGCAGCAGGAAAAUUUAUGACCAAUGAAAACUUUCUAAGGCCUCCUGAUGUCCUCUUGAAAACUGUAAAAUUUUUGCUUGAAAAUGUGAUAGAAGACACAAGAUAUUCUUGGUUAACGAAAUAUGAUUUUAUAACAGAUAGAUUAAGGGCAGUCCGACAAGAUAUGAUCAUACAGAAUGUUUCCCGAUCACAAGCCAUAAGUUUAUUAGAACCAAUGGUCAGAUUUCAUGCUUAUUCUGCAUAUUGGUCAUGUGAUCAAGACAUAUAUCAUUUUGAUCCACAUUUAAACAGAAAAACUCUCCAGGAAUGUUUGAAUAAUUUACUGAUUUUGUAUGAUCAAGUUGAAAAAUUUCCAUCAUCACAUUAUGAGGAAAGAUUCCUGAAUCACAUAAAUAUAUCCAGACCAUUCUUUGAAGCUUUGAAUCUCAUAUUGAAUUUGGGCAAUGAAGAAAUUCUCUUCAGACUGAUAUGUCUCCCCACGAAGUUUAGAACUUCUAUUGUGAAGACUGCAAUCUUGAUGGCUGUUAAUUAUAUGAGGAAAAAUUUUGUGAAAGUGUGUAGAUAUAUUAGAGAUUUGACGCCUUUACUAGCAGGUAUAUCUAUAUUACAGCUUCCAGUCGUUAGAAGGAAAACCCUCCAAAUAAUGUCGGUAGCUUAUAGCAGUAAGAACUUGAAAUUUCCUCUGCAUGACCUGAAGCAGUUGUUGAUAUAUGAAUCAAUAAAUGAUGUUUUUGAAGAUUGUACACACUUUGGUCUACAUACAAAUGAAGAUUGUGUUCAUUUUGAUAAGAAUUCAUUUAAUAAUUUAGUGGAAGAGGUAAAAUGAACUUUCUUUUGCAGA